AAGUGUGGAAGUGGACAGACCAGAGCCUAGGCUACUCGAGGAAACGCUAUCAUAGCCUAUAAAAGAAGUAGGAGAUGAAGACCACGAGAGCACGAGGUCGGCAGCAAUAGAGAUUUUCGCUUGGUUUCCAGACAGCGUUCUUCAGCCGCUACGACGACAAUAUGGGGUCGAGAAAUAGAACAAGCGAGUAGAGGGGUGCAGGGGCUAAGACGUUGCUGGCUCCAAUUCUGUUGACGUGUCCGUUUAAAAAACGACUAAUCAGAGACGAACGUGUCGCAAAGCUUAAAAACCCGUAAAGUGCAAAUGUGCGAGUCCAUCCCGAGUUGUGACAUGCUUUGUCCUAUUAGGUGAAUGAUCGCUGAUAUAGAGAGUACGAUAUGCGACAACUGAGGCCCAAUACGAGCGCUAAUUAAGUCGGCUGCGAAACGAUAGAGGGCAAAUAUUAAGUUCAUUUUAUUAACACACACACACACACACAGGAACGCACGCUCACGCACGCACGCACUCUUUCUCGCGCGCUCCUUCUUUCUGUCUCUCUCUCACUCGCUUCGAGCGAAAAGGAAUUUACUCAUGAUCCCAAGUGUAUCCGUCAGGAAUUGGACGUUCCUGGACGCGCCUGCGCGACAAUAUGAAUCCCACGGAUCAAGUCGACGAGUGUAUUCACACAAAACGUUUCCAUCCGUGCAUGCGGUUUGUAUUAGCAAAAAACAACACUUAACGAUUCACGUAUUUCCUCACAUUUGGCAUACUGUGGACCCAACAUCGCAUGCGCACAUCCCUUGGACACGUGUCCCUAAGCGAAACAUUACCAUCAGGUGACUUCGCUUAACCGCCCCGCCAGUUUACGAAACGGCACCCGCAAAACGGGCUACAUCAUCGGUAUGACAUCACCGACUCAAACAAUGAGGAGGCAAGUGGGGAAGUGACGGCGAUGGUGAUGUCCGCCGGACUCAAGGAGUACGUAGGCGGUUGGUAGUUCAGUGUAGGGGGAAUUGAGGCCCAAGACGGACAU
Schizosaccharomyces japonicus yFS275 is the source of this 1012-nucleotide messenger RNA. RefSeq lists its product as hypothetical. NCBI's taxonomy places the organism in Eukaryota, Fungi, Ascomycota, Schizosaccharomycetes, Schizosaccharomycetales, Schizosaccharomycetaceae. Bases 571 to 819 code for a protein of 82 amino acids. The transcript has a single exon. The record is from RefSeq and is a predicted model, not a curated record.